Salvelinus sp. IW2-2015 is the source of this 2865-nucleotide messenger RNA. The record is from RefSeq and is a predicted model, not a curated record. NCBI's taxonomy places the organism in Eukaryota, Metazoa, Chordata, Actinopteri, Salmoniformes, Salmonidae.
AUGAGCAGUGAUUUGGAGCACGUUUCACUCAAUUCAACGACGGCCAGCAACUCUGGGACUGGGUCGGGCGGCCGAGGGCUGUCAGCCAACGUUCGGAAGCUGCACAACGCGCUCAACUUGSUGCUCACUGACUUCGAGAGAGAACAGUUCAUCCACUGUCUCAAUGUUUACCACGCUAAACGCAACGUCUUCGACUUGGUUCAAACUCUCAAAAUAAUCCUCAACACGCCGAACAAACGACAACUCCUCCCCAUGUUGCGUUUGGUCAUUCCCCGCUCAGAUCAGCUGUUGUUCGACCAGUAUACUUCCGAGGGCCUGUACCUUAAAACGGAUCAUCUACCACUAAACACUCCCCUGGCUUUCAUGCAGGGGGAGGCUGUUGGAGAGAUCCGCAUAGUGACACUGAGACGCAGCAAGAGCAAUGAGGGCUUAGGGUUCAGUAUCCGGGGAGGUUCUGAGCACGGUGUGGGAAUCUAUGUGUCGCUAGUAGAACCCGGAUCUUUUGCCGAGAAUGAAGGACUGAGGGUCGGGGAUCAGAUAGUGACUGUUAACGGCAUGCUGUUUGACAGAGUCUCACACAUGGAGGCAGUCAAGGUCCUGAAAGGCUGUAAGAAGCUGGCCAUGUCAGUGUGUUCAGUGGGCCGGAUCCCCGGGGGGUAUGUCACCAACAACAUUUAUGCCUGGGUGGAUCCUCAUGGCCGCAGCGUGUCCCCUCCCUCCGACCUGGAGCAGCAAAGCACCCUGGGACCACAACACAGCCAGAGACGUACAGGACACACACAGGAGAAGACAGUAAACCUGAACCUGGACGACGGUCUCUCUCUGGGCCUGAUGAUCAGAGGAGGGGCGGAGUAUGGCCUGGGUAUCUACAUCACUGGGGUAGACCCCGGCUCAGCUGCAGACCACGGGGCACUCAAGGUGGGCGACCAGCUGCUGGAGGUGAAUGGGCAGAGCUUCGUGGCCAUCCCCCAUGACGAGGCGGUGAGGAUCCUGAAGACGAGUUGUCACCUGCUGGUGAGGGUGAGGGACGUUGGCCGCGUGCCCCAUGCCCGCACCGUGGUGGACCAGACCAAAUGGAUCAGCAGCCCCAUCCCCCGUGUGGGGCCCCCGGGUUUCCAAGUGUCUCUGGAGGAGCAGGCCUUCCUGCUGCUGACAGACCCAGAGAGACAGACCAUGGGUUACUACCUGCGGGAGUACCAGGAGGGACACAUCGGCCUGGAGCCACUGACCAUGGCCCUGUUUGAGCUCUUCAACACCCAUGCCAAGUUGUCCCUGCUAUCUGAGGUGCGUAGUCAGUUGGCUCCCCAGGAACUGGAGCUGUAUGAUGGCCUGGUGCUGCACCGCGAGAGGGAGGCUCUGAWGGCCUGGCACGGAGGAAUAGGAUCCCUACACCCUGCGCACCCAUACAGCCGCUGUCUACACACUGAGCCCUCAGCCAGCCACAGCCACUCCAACCCAGCCACUCUCUGCUCUGCCAAGCAGGAGUGCUCACAUGGUGACAUUGUACAGCAAGAUCCAGGGGCAACCACUAAUGUCCUACCUGACGUUACAUUGAAUGAAGUGCAGUCUACAGCUGAGUUUCCUCCCUUCUUCAAGCCUCCUCAUCCCCCUGGACCCGAACAGACCCAGCCCAGACAUCCGAGGGACAGGGAGAGGGAGCAGUCCAAGAGCCUCUUAUCCAGACACUCCCAAUCUGGCCUGGUCUUUACUGCCCCUACCAGGCUGCACCAGGAAUGUCACCACAAACACCUUAAAGCCUUCCAAAGCUUCUCCAACCACCAAACUUCCACCUCCCCUAGCUCUGACGUCCAUCACACCUGUCCCAACCCUGGACAUCAUAAUAGCUCCAGCCCUGGCCAUCAUAACAGCUCCAAACAUGGCCAUCAUAACAGCUCCAAACCUGGCCAUCAUAACAGCUCCAACCCUGGCCAUCAUACCACCCCCAACCCUGGCCAUCAUACCACCCCCAACCCUGGCACUGGCCAUAGUGUCUAUCCAAGCUCUGGCAAUGACACAUCCAUGAACUCUCUUCACCACACCUGCCAAAACUCCCUCCACAUCUCCACAACUACCUCCUCCGACCACCACACCCACCAAACACACCACGGCUGCUCCAGCUCCGGCCACCAUUCCUGCCCUGGCUCCCUUCAUCCCAAGCCCUCUUGUCCUCAGAACAAGGACAAAUUCAUCAAGCUUCCCAUCUUCAGAUCCUGCUCCCAUGAGAAGCCUGCUACCUCCCCUGGUCCCUCCCCAUGUCUCUCUCCCUGUCUCUCUCCCUGUCCCUCCCCUGGUCCCUCCCCAUGUCUGUCCCCCUUUCCCUCCCCCUGUCCUUCACCCUGUCCCUCUUUCUCUGUGCUGGGACCUCCCCCGUGUAGUCCAGACAGGCCCUGCUCCCCCUGCUCUCCCUCCCUCAGCCAGGGGCGUUUGUUUGUCAUGGCCGACGCACACAGACUGACUGCUGAGGUCAGGCCCGAGCCCCAGCAGAGAGGCACCACAUUGUCCCAGCUGUCAGACAGUGGUCAGACUCUGAGUGAGGACAGUGGGGUGGACAUUGCUGAGGCACGAGGGCUCAGUAAAGACAGCAGUCCUUGGCCAACUAAGAACCAGGCCAGCCAGGCCACACAAGGGCCGCAGGGGGCCCAGGGGUCUGCAGUACUGGCAUCCAAACAGAAGGGGGGCUCGGCACACAGUUGUGGGCAGCUGAAGGUGGGACAGGUGAUUCUGGAGGUGAAUGGGGUCUCCCUGAGGGGUAGAGAGCACCGGGACGCUGCUCGCGUCAUCGCUGAGGCCUUCAAGACUAAAGAGAAGGACCACAUUGACUUCCUGGUUACCGAGUUUAACACAGCCCUACUGCAAGGCCUUUAG